This is a messenger RNA of Scylla paramamosain (green mud crab), 1536 nucleotides long. RefSeq lists its product as uncharacterized. The record is from RefSeq and is a predicted model, not a curated record. The transcript has 7 exons. Bases 721 to 1050 code for a protein of 109 amino acids. NCBI's taxonomy places the organism in Eukaryota, Metazoa, Arthropoda, Malacostraca, Decapoda, Portunidae.
AUGAAACGUCGUGACUGGAAAUUCUCUUUAUAUAAGUAUAAUGGAAUGUAAGGGAAAGUGCAAAAUAUGUACAUUUCAUCACUGAGCAUGGAAGGGAAAAAUUCGUGUAAGGAAAGAAAGAGAACAGCGUAAUUUAUUAUAGAUUUGUGAACCGAAGCCGGAAUUGAAAAGAAAAUGGACAGUAAAUUUUACAUGCAAUAUAAAAUUUUCUAUUUACAAAAAAAAAAAAAAAAAAAAAUCACUGCAGAAUAAAGCAAUAUAACGUAGAAUAAACAAUUUUUCAUCACUAGAAAUAGAAUACAGACACUUUCACGACCGUGGAGAGGGAAAAAAAUCAGAAUUUAUAAACCUGAAUAGUGAUCCUGUACGAAACAAACGCCCGCCCGUCCUGCAACUUUCUUACCCAGCAGUGAGGCGCCGUUCGUUGUUUACUGGACAAAAAUACGUGUUUUCUCUUAAUAUCUUGUGUUGCGGGAGACGGAAACGAGCAGCAGGAGACGUAAGAGUGCGGCAGAGAGGAUGAAGGCAGCGGGAGGAGGAUAAGAGGAUCAGAGGAAGCAGGAAAAGUGGAAAAAUAAACGAGGAAGGAGAUGAAGAAAACGGAGACAGACGAAGGACAACUAAAGAUGUAUAAAACGAAGGAGAGGAGGAGAAAGAAGAAGAAGAAGUUGAAGAAGAAGAAGAAGAAGAAGAGAAGGCUGAGGAAGUGAAAUCGCGGAAAUGUCGAAACUUUGGUGGAAUUCAUUGCUGAUCAAAUUUCAAAAAACGACAGUGAGGGAAAGAUACAAGCUGGGUAACGUCGCGUCCGCCACGACCUUCAUUACCCAGGUGACACCGUGCUUAAUUACGGUGAGACGAGAGGAAGAAGGAACAAAGGAGAGGACGAGGAGGAGAAGCAAUGAAGACAGAGACAAGAGGAGGGACGGAGGAUCUCCACCCGUCCUGCCCCGACAACUCCCUCGCCCGGCGCCGCCCCACGUGACCUGCCCCGCCUGCCCCGCGCGGCACCGUGCUCUGGCGGCCACGCGACAAAGCGACAAACUAAAUUAACUUCCGGUGUUUCCACUGAUUGCGAAAGGAAAUCUAGCUCCAGUCCACCUUUGUUUGUGCGUGUGAUUACGUAAACCUUGAUGGGGAUAGAGCGAAAGGUUCGACUCUAUAUUUUUUUAUAGUUAGAUUAAGCACAGCGGCGUGAUACACAUGUGAAGGAAAGAGAACAGUUGUUGUAGAUGAAAAGUUGAACGAGGCGGCACAGAAAGGGAAGACGAAUGAAUGGUAUACUGAUGAGCCACAUACUGAUGAGCCACGAAGAUCAAUGAAUUAGAGAAGAAACAGAAUUGAAGACACUGGGGGGGGGGGGACGUUGUGCUUUGGAGUGAUGUGAGUGUAGGGAUGAAGGGAUUGUGAUGCAGCAGCCUACAUACACACACGUUCAGCCACUUUUGUUGAAAGUAGUGCAAACCUCCCUUGCCCUCGUUUCCCAUUCUUUCCUGCUCCUCCUCGUUCAUUCUCUUCAUCUUUCUAGUUUACGGUGGU